UGUAAAUCCAGCGAAGAACAGAGCAGCAGGUUAGCAGGGUUGGGAGUUUAGAGAUAGACUCCGUCACUGUGGAGGGAUAAGCUGUGCUCAGCCUGGAUGAACCUACAGGAAACUGUACAGAGUUCUCUAAUGGCGACGAUGGAAAAGUGUUAGGAGUGGAACCGGGACACCCGAGGCUGUCCGCAUCUUUCUGUCUUCCAGUGAAGACAAAUGGUUUUGGGUCAUGGAUCAGGCUGUUGUGGACGGUCCUGUCACCCUGGUCAUCAGGGCUCCUAACCAGAAGUACGAUGACCAGACAAUCAACUGCUGCCAAAACUGGACUGUGGAGAAACUCAAAGCCCACCUGUCUGAUGUGUAUCCCAGUAAACCAAGCUCCAAAGACCAGAGGCUGGUAUAUUCUGGAAAGCUGCUUCUGGAUCACUUCACCUUGAAAGACGUGCUCAGGAAGCAGGAUGAGUACCAUAUGCUCCAUCUGGUAUGCGCCUCACGAACCCCUCCCAGCUCCCCAAAGCCCCCCCGCAGCCGCAGUAACAAGCCUCAGGAGAGCACAGCCAGUCCCACGGCCGCUCAGAGCUCCAGCAGCCCCGGUCAGGACGGCCAGUCAUCCAGAGUUGAGAGCGCUGAUGGGCUUAGACAGCGAGCUGUUCCUUACCCGUACCACCAGAUGUAUCCACAAAUGAUCCACAGCUGGAAUCAAUACUCUCCUCAGCCGACCCCCCCUGCAAACACGCCCGCAUAUUACAACCCCAUGACGUUCAUGUGGUGGCAGCAGCUGUACGCCAGGCAGUACUUCAUGCAUUAUCAGCUACUGGCCGCCUCCGCUCAGCAGCUCCGGCCCGAACAGGCCUCGGCCCAGCCCGACCAGCCGGACCCCCUGAGCCAGCGGCCGCAGGUGGGUCGCCACGGCAACCCGGAGGUCCAGAUGAACGCCCAGGGAGGGGAGAUCCUGAACGAGGAGGAGCUGAACCGGGACUGGCUGGACUGGGUGUACACCUUCUCCCGCGCUGCUAUCUUGCUCAGUAUAGUCUACUUCUACUCGUCCUUCAGCCGCUUCGUCAUGGUGAUGAUGGCCAUGCUGGUGCUCUACCUACACCAGGCCGGCUGGUUUCCCUUCAAUCUGGAGAACGAGCUCCAGCUUCCAGGAGACAGAAACAAUCAAGACGACCUGGAGGGAGAGCUGCCAAACCACGACUUACAAGAAAUGGAGGGAGCAAUGGACGACGGCUCCGACGAUGACGGGGAGAGCGGCGAGGAGGGAGCGGAGGAUCCGAACAGCGGCCCCCACGCGGGCUUCCUGUCCUCCACCUGGUCCUUCAUCAUCACCUUCUUCAUGUCGCUCAUCCCGGAGGGGCCGCCCAACGCCGCCAACUGAGUCCCGCCCGCUCUGUUGCAAUGCAGUGUUAAUCGUUUCCUGGUUGUCGACUCCAUUUAGCAAAAGUUUGAGCUGGAACACAAACGACUCAUUUAAACCUGGAGAAAAAAAGAAAUACAGGUUAUUUUAUAUGGAGGCUUUUUUUUUUUCUUGAGAAAAAUUCAGGCCAUCAUGUGAUGAACCGCCAUGUAAACACAGAGACGACAGUCAGAUUUGACCCAAAUUCAUUAUUUUCUCUGAAAGAGGCUGAAAGACUUGUUGAAAUAGUUUUGCUUGAGUUGUAAUUAUUAUUAUUCUUAUUUUUUAAUUUGUAUUUGUGGUUCAUUUCAAAACAAAACACUUUUAAAUGGCCACUUUAAUCCAAUUCAAAAUAAGAAAAUGCGAAACAUGUAGCAUUUAAAUCAACUUGAUGUGUGAUUUUGCCCCUGAGAGCUGAUCAAAAAGUGUAACGUGUGUACUGUGUUCAAGUGAUGCUGGCUGCUGAGGUGUUUUUUGUUUUUCUUCUUCUUUCUUUUCAAAAGUGAAUCGAUGUACCACUAAUCCUCGAGACAGUGUCUAAGAACUGACGGAUGUAGAGUCACUGAUCUUCGCCACCAUUAACUGAAUAUUCCAGUCACUGGGACUGAAGCCGAGACAUUAAGAGGUCAGAAAAUAAAUCUACUGUUCGAUGAAGCGCUGAGAUGCAGGGGUCAGGGAGGACCGACUGCACUCUGAAACCUCUGAAAAGGACUGCUGCUGUUACAUCUAACAUGUUGUGUACUAACAAUGAUGUUCAGAUUAAAACCUUGUCCAGUUA
This is a messenger RNA of Salarias fasciatus (jewelled blenny), 2168 nucleotides long. RefSeq names its product homocysteine-responsive endoplasmic reticulum-resident ubiquitin-like domain member 2 protein. Gene Ontology annotation, biological process: endoplasmic reticulum unfolded protein response. The record is from RefSeq and is a predicted model, not a curated record. The coding region runs from base 224 to 1372 and encodes 382 amino acids. The transcript is spliced from 9 exons. Gene Ontology annotation, molecular function: protein binding. Lineage: Eukaryota; Metazoa; Chordata; Actinopteri; Blenniiformes; Blenniidae.